Molecule: messenger RNA, 1401 nt
Organism: Symbiodinium natans
Lineage: Eukaryota; Dinophyceae; Suessiales; Symbiodiniaceae
Source: the annotation of a GenBank genome assembly
AUGAGAAGGCUGUGGCUGGUGCCAUGCUUGUGGGCCACGGCCUGGGCAUGUACAGGCUUGGACCCGGAGUAUGCAUAUCACUGUAGGCCUCCGGUCCUAAUAGAAGGCAUCUUAUGUAUGCUCCUCAUCUGCCUCCUCUCCAGUGCUUCCGCAGUGGGAAUUUCCUGGUACUGCGGACUUUGGCAGCUGGGCAAGCUGCCAACAUUAGUUCUAGCAUCGGCCACUUUUUUUGCAUCGGCUCUCAUAUCCACAGCGUUUCCCUGGUGGAUGACUGAUUCGUCGUUUUGGCCCCCCGAGCAGUGCUUCCUACUGGAUGGCGGCAGCAGACAAACUGCACUUGUCUCCGGUGCCAUGUACGUCUUUGCAUCAACCAUGGCAAUCUCAUUGGCUUGCCUCUCAGUGAGCUUGGCCUGGAUCUACCAAGUCCCAGCACCGAGAUGCGAACUGGGCAAGCGUGCAGUGAGGUAUCUAGUUUUCGCUACCGUCGUGAACACCAUCGGCUGCAUCUUCGUUGCGCGCCUGACAUGCGGUGAGCCUGCUCAGCUGGAUGCUCUGGCAGCUGUGCCUCUGGGCUUCAAUCCAAUCACAAACGUCCUGUUGAAGAGGAUCAUACUCCGGAUGUCCGAAAUACAUGCAGGUAGAGAGCAAACCAAGCGCAUGCGCCAAACAACUCAUGCGGAAUGCAUCACGGGCAUUGUGAUUGUGAUUAUCAUUCUCAUCGGGGUCGUGCUUGCUCUUCUCACGGUCUGGAUAGAUUACACCUUCGUUCGCAUUUUCGUUGCUGCCGGAACGCUGGCGAUGGUGUUCCUUGUGGUCCUUGAUGGUGUCUUCUCCUGGUCGGCAUACAUGGCACUGCGUUCAGUGCUACGCGGUGUGGCUGUGGCCAUGCCAGCGCAGCAAGAUUCUGGCAAGCUGAGCGCCGCCAUGUCCGUUGCGAAAGCCAACCUCUACCUGGUGGUGCUUGCUGUCGUGGGCACCAGCCUCUUUUACGGCAUGUUCGUUGUCGCUGGAAUCUUCUUCCUAUUCUACGAGAGAGGUCUGGCGCUCGACCCAACUACUUCCGGGAUCGUGCCCCUGAUGAUCUGGUGCCUGGACAGUGUAUUCAACGACUUCUGCGCUGUCUACUUGGGCUGCGGACCCACCCAGGCCGCGCUGGAUUUAGUGACACAAGCCAGCCAAGCAGAUGCUGUGGGCAUGCCAGUAGCAGGCACGAUCUCUGGGCAGGUCCUUGGAGCACCGGCUGAAGUGGACAAAGUGACGGCCGGCCAAGCAGGCAGCUCAGGUGCAAUAGGCAGGCCGGUGGGCUCGAUUUCCGGGGAGGUGCCCCUUGGGGCACCACAGGAAGCCAAGGCUGUUGGAGUGACCUCGGUGGAAGCUUGGAGCGCGGGACCUCCGAAGUGA